GGUUACAACAGGUUGUUUAUAUCGGAAGUGAAGCGCAGAAGGCGCUGGAAGGCAGGCACCUUUCUUAUGUGCAUGGUUUAAAAAGUUAUAUGAGCUCCCGUGAGUUGAUCUUUUAUUUUAAAUAAUGUGGCGGAAUAUCAGGUAGUUUAAAAUGUUGGUUGGCUACAGCAGCAGCAGCUCGGAGGAGGACGGUGAGGCUGGCGGUGAAGCUGAAGGAGCGAAAAAUCAGAGUGAAACUACCUGCCGAAAGUGCCAAGAGGAAGAUGAUGGUUUGCCAACGAGGAAGAAACCCAAAACUGAGGAAGAGAGCCCCAAAUCAAGACUGCCUCUCCCUGGCUGUGUCUUGGCCAUGUUUCCAGAUGAGGUGGACUCACAGACUGAAGACAGCUCUCUUCAUGGUGGACGCAUCCGCUCCUUCAAGCAUGAAAGAGGAAACUGGGCUAGCUACGUUUAUUUCCCAUAUCAUCCUGAAGAGGAGUUUGGGGAGCUGUUGGAUGGGAUUCUCUCGGCAGCAUGUGCCCGGGGUGUGGUUUUGACUGUGCAGGAUGAGUUCCACCUCAGCCUGUCCCAGACAGUGGUGCUCAGACACCACUGGAUCCAGCCGUUCACACAGAGCCUCAAGUCAAGUCUUACAGGCUGCAAAAGGUUCGUGUGCUCGGCAGGGAGACUGCGCAUGUACUCUAAUGCAGAGAAAACGAGGACAUUCCUGGGGAUGGAAGUGUCAACUGGGCAUGCUCAGAUGUUGGAUCUGAUCCGAGCUGUUGACAGGACGAUGACAGAGUUUCGCCUGGAGACUUUCUACAAGGAUCCAUCCUUCCACGUGAGUCUGGCCUGGUGUGUGGGAGACCAGACAGUGCAGAUGGAGGAGUGCAUGCAGGAGCUGCAGAGUCUAGUAGACGACCACGAAGACGGACCAUUUGUGUUGAGGCUGGACUGCUCGGAGCUUCGCUGCAGGACGGGAAACAAGACUUUCCGCUUUCCUCUGGAAUCCUAAAACAUGAAGUAACUAAAAGUAUUGAAAUGUUUUAUGUAUUUAAAUAAAGACGUUACCUCUUUUGUAUUUUUCCAUUACGUAUGGGACAGUGGUGAGAGCGCUGAAGAAUUAUGGCAUAUGCAUGACUGAAUCGCUGAAAGGAAGUUGUGGAUUUGGUCAGCAUAGAAACCUCAAGUGUCACAGCUGUACGUUUUACCAGAACAGUGGAAGGAAUUCAGCGACUGGUUUCACUCAUAUUCAAGAAGUUUAAAUGCCAAAAUCUAGAUUUCACAUAUUGAAUGAAGUCAAAGUGAAGUUCUCUUAAAGUUGAGCCUUUUUUUUUAUUUUAGUUCCCUGUUUUUGUACAUUUUUGAUUAGCUCCCCCUGGUUAACAGAAAUAUUGGGGCUUCCUGUGGUUAGAGCAAAUGUUGUGUGUGCCUGACUUGAUCAUAUAAUUCACAUAGUCCUAAUCUUCCUAAACAACAGCCAUACAUGGAGAAAAUAAAACAGAGCUUUAGAGUAAGGUAUACAAGAGGGAUUCACUGCAAAUAUUUGAAAGAAUUUAAUGAAUAGAAGGCAGCACGUGAAUAAGUAGAUCAUCUUGGUCUGGCCCGGUGAGGGGCAGCAUGGCACAAUACAGUCACGUCAGAACACACUGUCCAAUUUUGAACUUUUCACAUCCACAAAAGAAAAACCCAUCUCAUGGUCUUGAGUCAUCCCCCGGUGGCUGUAAUUAAGCUUCAGAGCAUGAAAUCUGGUGUCAAGAACUAAUUUAUUGAGUCAUUCGGUCCUGAUAUAUACAAAAGUCUUAGGAUUUAUUAAAAUCGUUGCCCUGAACAAACCAUCUUAGCAUUUCAAAAAAGCAUUAGCUCUUUAAAUGAUGGCAUUCAGUGUAUUCAGUAGCAGACACAGAAGGGGCCCCUCUUCCCCUGACUAGCCAGCCCAGGUUGGGCUCACCCUCUGAGAGAAACCCAAAACAGACCCUUUGAUAGGUCUGCACAGAGUAAAGUUUAAACCCACAAAUGUAAACAAUCAGUUAUGAAGUCAGUGGCAUGUGUGUGAGACACCUCUAGUGUUUGUCUGAGUAAACGAAGGUAAGACCCAAAGAAAAAAAAAAG
This is a messenger RNA of Haplochromis burtoni (Burton's mouthbrooder), 2091 nucleotides long. It is a transcript of the gene usb1, whose product is annotated as U6 snRNA biogenesis 1. Gene Ontology annotation, cellular component: nucleus. Gene Ontology annotation, molecular function: 3'-5'-RNA exonuclease activity. Gene Ontology annotation, biological process: U6 snRNA 3'-end processing. The transcript is spliced from 7 exons. The record is from RefSeq and is a predicted model, not a curated record. The coding region runs from base 152 to 994 and encodes 280 amino acids. NCBI's taxonomy places the organism in Eukaryota, Metazoa, Chordata, Actinopteri, Cichliformes, Cichlidae.